This is a messenger RNA of Oxyura jamaicensis (ruddy duck), 893 nucleotides long. Its product is annotated as translation initiation factor IF-2-like. The transcript has 4 exons. Bases 79 to 783 code for a protein of 234 amino acids. Lineage: Eukaryota; Metazoa; Chordata; Aves; Anseriformes; Anatidae. The record is from RefSeq and is a predicted model, not a curated record.
CGUUAGUUUGGAAACCGGCGGCGCGGGGCGGGCAGAGGGGUUCUGGCGGGGCCGGGCGUAGGGCGCGGCCCCCCCCCCAUGGCGUCUCGCGGCCCCCCCGGUGGCGGUGGGGAGAGCCGGGCCCCGGAGCCCCGCGGGACGCCCCCGUUCCAGGCGGACCCGGCGGCGCUGGCCGCAAUCCUCGGCGGAGCGGGAGCGCGGCCCGAGGCUGGGCCCGGCGGCGCCGUCAGGGCCUCGCUGGCCGGGCGCGUCCCGCUGCGGCUCGGCUCCCUCCGCGCCCAGAUGAGCGCCCCCGGUGCCGCCGCCCGGUGCCGCCGCAGCUCGGCGCUCCGCUCCCCGCGGGCCUCGCGGCCGCUCCAGCGCCACCUCGACCGCGCCUCCGGUUUCUCCCUGCGGUCUCCCGGGGGCCCCCCGCUCCCCCGUGCCCUCCCUGCCGCCGCCUCGGUUCCCGGGCCCCGCGGUGAAACCCCGAAGGAGGCGGCCGAGACCCGGUCCCGCAGCCUCAAAAAACGCACGGACCAGGAGCCCCCUGCAGCGGUGAAGGCAGAGACAGUCCCAGCCGCUCUGGCUCCUGCCCUGCCCAGUGAGCAGCUGAGCGGGGCAGGGGGAGCCACGGGGGGCAGACCCUGCCUGGCCCGCCGGGUGCGCGCCCGCGUCCCCUCCUCGGCCAGGGGCACUGCAGGAGCUGCCCAAGGGGUGCAGGGGCCCCCACAAACCGCGGGGGGGGGGGGAAGCUGCACCCCAGGAGAGUGCGUCUGUGCUCCCAGACCUCCCCUCGAAUGAAAGCAGCACCCCAGGCACUGAUGCCCCCAGAGCAUCUGGACCCUCCAAUGUCGGCUUGGCUCGCCGUGUGCCCGUCACCAAGGCCAUGGUUUGUAUGGGGGGGGGGGGGG